Molecule: messenger RNA, 5845 nt
Organism: Nothobranchius furzeri (turquoise killifish)
Lineage: Eukaryota; Metazoa; Chordata; Actinopteri; Cyprinodontiformes; Nothobranchiidae
Product: WD repeat-containing protein 47
Molecular function (GO): protein binding
Source: RefSeq, a predicted model, not a curated record
UCAUCACGUCAGUGGAUUGGUGGUUUACGUCUGCGUCCGUCCGCAUGGCAACCGUGAGCUGUGUACAUGGAAUAACGCAGAGAGGAGCAGUUCCGGACAUUUAACGCACACCGUUCCCACACCUGUCUGCAUCUUCGGGAACGCCGUCGCGUAUCCACUCCGCAGCGGGAGAGGAGAGGCUUUGGUGCGGCGUGUCGCUGACUGGCAGUGAGCUACCAGCUGCCGUCGUACAUCUGCAGUCAUGACAGCAGAGGAGACCAUCAACAUCAAGGAGGCGGAGGUGAUGAAGGUGAUCCUGGACUUCCUGAACUCCAGGAAGCUGCACAUCAGCAUGCUGGCUUUAGAGAAGGAGAGCGGCGUGAUUAAUGGCCUCUACUCUGAUGACAUGCUCUUUCUCAGGCAACUUAUUCUGGAUGGUCAGUGGGAGGAGGUGAUGCAGUUUAUACAGCCUCUAGAAGGAAUGGACAAGUUUGACAAGAAACGGUUUCGUUACAUCAUCCUGAAGCAGAAGUUCCUGGAAGCUUUGUGUGUAAACAACGCCAUGUCAGCUGCUGAGGAUCCUCAUAAUCUGGAGCUCAGCAUGCAGGAGGCAGUCAAGUGCCUCCACUGUCUAGAGGAGUUCUGCCCAACCAAAGAAGACUACAGCACGUUGUGCCUCCUCCUCACCCUGCCGCGCCUCACCCACCACGCCGAGUUCAAGGACUGGAACCCGAGCACGGCGCGUGUGCACUGCUUCGAGGAGGCGUGUGCUAUGGUGGCUGAGUUCAUCCCUGCAGACAGGAAGCUGAGUGAGGCGGGCUUCAAGGCGAGUGGGAAUCGCCUCUUCCAGCUGCUCAUCAAAGGGAUCCUCUACGAGUGCUGCGUCGAGUUCUGUCAGAGCAAAGCCACGGGUGAGGAGAUCAGAGAGGGCGAGGUGUUGCUCGGCGUGGAUUUGCUCUGCGGGAACGGCUGUGACGAGCUGGAUUUGUCGCUGCUCUCCUGGCUGCAGAACCUUUCCUCGAGCGCUUUCACCUGCGCCUUCGAGCAGAAGACCCUCAACAUCCAUGUGGACCGCCUGGUGAAGCCCAGCAAGGCCGGACACGCCGACCUCCUCACUCCACUGAUCAACCGCCUGUCCCCGUGCCCUACCUCACCCUUUCACCAGAGACCUCAUUCAGCCGAUACCUACAUGUCCAGAUCCCUCAACCCAGCGCUGGACGGCCUGUCCUCCGGCCUGGCAGCGCAGGACAAGAGGGGCAUGGAGACGAACACGACGUCGGCUCUCAGCCGCAGCCUCGUGGAGAAUAAUGCGCAUCAGCAGGAUGAUUCACCUGAGAGGAAGCCUCCACAGGGGUUGGUGGAUGGACCCGAUGUCAAACGUACUCCUCUGACUCCUGGAAAAGAUGGAGGACCACCCAGCAGCACAGAAACACAGGAGUGUCGGGAUUCCACGGAGCACAUCCAGGAGUAUUACAGGCAGCGACUCCGUGUGCAGCAGCACUUAGAACAGAAGCAGCAGCAGAGGCAGCUUUAUCAGCAGAUGCUGCUGGAGGGCGGCGUCAGGCCGCAGGACGGAGCCCAGCAAAACCUCACCGAGGCAUUCCUCAGCAGAUCCAUCCAAAAGCUGGAGGAGAUGAACGCUGGCAUCGAUCCCAAAGGAGAUGAAGUGAUGAAACACCUGGGCCAGCAGUGGAACGGCCCGACGAGAAACAGCAGCACUUCAGGUCCCAGGAUGACAAAUGAUCACCCAAACCCAGAGAAAGGACCGCCAAAGGACAAAACAGCUGGGGUUAGCAGCAGCUCCCAGAUCAGCUCUGGAAAUCACGCCACGUGUUCACCCAAUGAAUCUUCAGUCCCUAAAAGUCGGAGUGCUGAAAGGAUCAGAGCGUCUGAUGAUUCUGGCUUGUCUGCAACACGAAACACGCACGAGCCAGGAAAAUCCAAAAGCCAGUUUGUGAGGGUGAGCCAGCUGGAGGACACUCAGGCGGUGCGCGCGGUGGCUUUUCAUCCGUCCGGAGCUCUUUAUGCUGUGGGGUCUAACUCUAAAACUCUGAGAGUUUGUGCAUACGCAGAAACACCAAACACCAGCGGUUCAGUCAAGCAGCCGGCAGUGCGCUUCAGACGCAACAAACACCACAAGGGCUCCAUCUACUGCGUGGCGUGGAGCCACUGCGGACAGCUGCUGGCUACUGGCUCCAAUGAUAAAUACGUCAAAGUGCUGCCUUUUAAUGCAGACACAUGCAAUGCCACAGGCCCAGACCUAGAGUUCAGCAUGCACGAUGGCACUAUAAGAGACCUGGCCUUCAUGGAGGGCCCAGAGAGCGGAGGGUCCAUCUUGAUCAGCGCCGGGGCCGGGGACUGCAACAUCUACACCACCGACUGUCAGAGAGGACAAGGCCUUCAUGCCCUGAGUGGUCACACUGGUCACAUUCUGACGCUGUACUCAUGGGGAGGCUGGAUGGUCGCGUCAGGCUCACAGGACAAGACGGUCCGGUUCUGGGACCUGCGGGUGCCCAGCUGUGUCCGAGUGGUAGGCACAACUCUGCAUGGAUCAGGAAGUGCAGUUGCUUCUGUUGCCGUGGAUCCCAGCAGCCGCCUGUUGGCCACCGGGCAGGAAGACAGCACCUGCAUGCUGUAUGACAUCAGAGGAGGACGCAUCGUCCAGACCUGCCGCCCCCACAGCAGCGACAUUCGCUCUGUGCGUUUCUCACCCGGGGCCCAUCAUCUCCUCACCGGUUCCUAUGACAACAAAAUCAUCAUCAGCGACCUACAAGGUGACCUGACGAAGCCCCUCCCUCAAACACUGGCGGGGGAGCACUGGGACAAGGUGAUCCAGUGUAGGUGGCACCCCCACGACCACACGUUCCUGUCCUCGUCAGCUGACCGAACUGUCGUCCUCUGGGCUGCAAUUCCUGAAAAGUGAAAGAGGAAACAAACGUAUUUACUGUUUGGAAUCUAUGUGAGUUUUUAUUGCACAGAAUGUCUUUGCUUGUCACUUUGCUCGUGAUUUUUUUGUAAGCUAAAGAUGAACUAACAAACAUCUAGUAACAGAAAUGGUAGAUGAAGCCUUUGUUCUGUGACACAAGUGAGUUCAGUGCGAGCACAUGUUCAGAUUAGCUUAGCUCCUUCCCCACAGCACACAGAUUUUAGUCAGCGAUCAUCCAAACACGAUGAAAACGGUAUUUUCAUCCAGGCCGCUCUCAUUUUUAGGGUUGAGAGUGAUGAUUAGACUCCAUGUUGAGUUAUGCAUAUCAUAAUGUGCCUUUUUGUAACAUUUGUAAAGAUUUUGGGAUGUUUGCAUUUUAUUACAGUUUUAUUUUGGUAUUUUCUCAUAUGCCUUGCCAAAUGUAAGUUUCGUAAAUCUCACUAAUGCCAAAUGGGUCACUAGCAUUUGUGUACACUUACAUGUACAAACCAAAGUUCUCCCUGUGAUUAUUAAAAGACUGUUACCGUUUAGUUCUGUACACACAAGUCCCACUGAUGUGUGGAAUUUUGGUUUUUCAUAAAAUUUAUUUUAAAGGAGCAUUAUGUAAGAAUUCUUCAGCGAAAUGAUGUAAUGCCUCGAUCAUGCUGGAGGGAUGGGUAUACUGAAACACGUUUCAUUCUCAGCCGGCUGGGGGUUGUCGAGUUUUCUCCUUUCAAAAAAACUAAAGAGGGCGUGGUCACUAUUUACGUUCUGUCGACUAAUGCUGCUGCCUUGGCAUUUGUAUUUCAGUUUUUUGUUAAGAUCCUAAAGUCUGAUUUAUGCUUCUCAAUCUGCAUCAGUGUGGCGACACACAACACCACCACUUGUCCUAGCGAGGGCUCUCCAACAGGCUCGCAAGGAUGAAGGCACAUCGCAGAAGCGGCGCGGCGUGCCAUUUCUGGGACACGUCGAUUUCCGCAGUUAACAUGGAGCUAGAUAGGAAAUCACACAUGGUUUCGGUGUAAAUUCCCCCGUAAUUUUCAAAAUAAAAGUACUACAGCGAUGCAAUUUCAUAUAUGUGUAUCUUACGUGUGGCCCAAAGGCUUAUUUACUCCCAGUACUGUUCUAGAAGUGCUGCGGUGUGUUUUUCAUGGCUUUAAUCCUGACAGUGGAGAGGAACAACAUCAUAUAUGACAUCAAAAAGUGAUGUCAAACGUCAUUUCCUUCUUUUUGGUUUAAUGGCAUAUUGCAGAAACAAACCUUGAGUGAGCUUGUGAUCUCGCAAGUCAAGCAAGGAGGAUGGUGGAAGUCUUGAGGGAUUUUGUGAUCUCGUAAAUCCAACGAAGAGCACAGCAAGGAAACAAGGAAACCGUUCCGCUGCUGUUUUGCACUGCUGAUGUUGCAGUGUGAAAAUGGGGUUAGGGACACAUUUGUCCGUGUUGAAAAUCUCUGAAAUGCAAAAAACACAAUAUAAACAUAAUAGUAAAUGACCGGAUACAUGGCAAGAUACCCAAGAAAAGUGUUACACCCUCUGUUGUCCUGGCGGGGAAUUACUUUGCAACACUCCUCAGAUAAUGGAGAAGUCUGAAGGCAAAACAUGUCCGUCAAUAAGAGCUUCUCUCCCUCACUGAGCUGAUGGAGAAGCAUGAAUUAGGCUUAAGCCAGUAAAUCGCAGUGACCCAGAAGUUAUUUCUUGUACUCCUGAGAAGCUACGGCAUCUUUUUGUUUCACUCUUAAUAUUGGGUGAAGCAGGCUAGAGGCUAAAGUUGCGCUAUCAAUGCUAAUGGUGAAUAAGAAGCAAAUGGCUCUAAAAUAUUUCAAGCUAUAUUUUCAAUGACCAACAACCCAAUAUUACAGUGAAAUCUAUGUGUGACGUGAAUAAUGAGUCAGUCGUGGCAUUUUACUGCCAUUAAUGAGGCGUUCAGAACUAUAACAUCAAUCUAACGGCAAGAUGGCAAACUCUAGGCAUACUACCGUAAUAAGUGUAGUAAAUGCUCCCUACCAUAAAACACACAAGAAUGAUAAUACCAGAUAUGUCAAUUUAUUUAUCUACUUACCAACAUACUGUAUGACUCGCCUUCAUUUAUCAUCUAUCUCCUAGCACUGAUUUGUAACUGGCAACAGCCAUAAAACUGGAACAGCUGGGAGAAAGUCACAUUUUGUUUAGGAAAAUAGACUGCAGUACCCACAUGUGACCACAUGAUGCCAUUCUUACUUCAUUCUUACAUACUGCACCUUUAAGUGUGAAAAGAUGAAAAAGGUCAUUAAAAUAGGACAUUUUAUAUUUGAUCAUAGUGAUGCAGUGAGGAAUUUUCCAGUGUCAAAAGUCUGAAAACCUUUAAAGGAACUUUACUGCAUUCUGAAAAUUUCUUUGAAGGGGUUUUUAUAAUUUUGUUUAAACUUACAGAGGUUAAAAAUGUUGCUUUUGGCAGAAAGCCUUAAGGUACACAUAUUUUUCCAAUCACAUGUAAAUUGUUGGAUCAUUUCCAGUAAAUGAAUAAUAAGGUCAAAGAUUUUUUUAGGUCUUUUUACUAAACAAAAAAAGAAAAAGGUAACAUUUUUAAGCACUGCUGUAGCAAACUUAAACUGUAGCUACAGUCAAAGAACAUUUUUUCUAAUCUGAAGUGAUCAUAAUCCACGAUGUGAAAGGGUGAGGUGAAAUGGAGAUGGACAUGAACAAGGAGACUCCUGCAGGACUGCAAAGUGAGCUGAUCAACAUGAGUCCCGUCCAGUUACACCACUUCUCACGUGUUCUAAACUUUGUAUGUUUUGCGCAUCCCAUAAUAUACAGUGUUGGUGUCCAGCUGUGAGGUUUUAAAUGAUACUAAUGCACAAAUCUUCACGUAGGAGAGGAAACACUAAAGGUUUAUCUUGGUUCAGCCUGUUGAAAUAAUAAAAAGUUGUUCUUUCUUUUGAAUAAAAACAACCAGAUGGAAUAAAGACAUGAGGUGAACGAUUAAA